UUAUUUGUUGUCACUACUCACCACGCAGCACAUGACAACACUUAUCCAAUAUGUAUAUAAAAGACGAUCGAAUUAUAAUCCCCAGUCACAGAACAAUACUGAUGCACACAGUCUUGACUCGUCUUGUCAACUGACGAGUUCGAUUUUUGAGUACCGCAGCCGACGAUAACAAACCGUCACCGUCAUCUUCUGCGUAAAAAAAAAAUCGCGAGCGAUUCUCAAUUCCCACGUCGCAACAGUUCGCGAUAUCGCUACCGUUUUCAAACCAAAACACGUUUGAUAACCUUCGACGCGGAUUUUAGUUAGAACGCGCGCCUCCGGAGUCCGAUACGAUGCAGUUGUUGUUGUUGAUCAGUGUGAUAUCCUUGGUGAGGAUUUCGGUGGCAGUUCCGGCGGCACGAAACGGAAGCUGUAAUUGUGUCUGUGGAGUCAACGGUCGAUCGAACCGCAUCGUCGGCGGGGAGGAAACCAGCGCACAUGAAUAUCCCUGGUUGGCAGGGCUCUUCCGUCAAGGAAAGCUGUACUGCGGAGCAUCUGUGCUGACAAAGAACUAUUUGGUCACGGCAGCGCACUGUGUUAACUCCUUCGAACCAAAUGAAAUCAGGGUUUACCUGGGUGGACAUAAUAUUGCCAAGGACUACACAGAGUUGCGUCGAGUGAAGCGAAUCGUCGAUCACGAAGAUUUUGACAUUUUUACGUUCAACAAUGAUAUCGCCUUGCUGGAACUGGACAAACCGCUUCGCUAUGGACCCACGAUUCAACCUGCGUGCCUUCCGGAUGGAAGUGAACGUGACUUCACCGGAUCGCUGGGAAUUGUCGCCGGUUGGGGACGCAUUGAAGAAAGACGACCACCAUCGAAGACGCUACGAUCGGUUGUGGUACCGAUCUGGUCGCAGCAGCAAUGUCUAGAGGCCGGAUAUGGCAGCAAGAAGAUUUCCGAGAACAUGAUGUGCGCUGGCUAUCACGACGGAAAGAAGGACGCCUGUCAGGGUGACAGUGGCGGUCCAAUGCACAAGAUGGGAAAUGCUGGAAGUAUGGAGGUGAUCGGAGUAGUGUCAUGGGGAAGAGGUUGCGCCCGACCCAAUCUUCCCGGAAUCUACACCCGGAUCGUCAACUAUCUGCCAUGGAUUCACAGCAAGCUUAACGGAGAGUGUUUGUGCAUGCCGAGAGAUGUCGCAGCCAGAAGCGAGCAAUGACGAGGACUGUUUACGGAUUGAUCUCAAUGUGCACCACCGUGCACUGUGGAAUGUCCUGGGUUAUCAAAAUGAUCUUAGAAAGGAACCGCCAUGCAGGAUUAUUUAUUUAUUUAUUCUAGUCAGAAACGUUAGAUUAAGGAUACGCCAUUAGUUGUAAGAUGGAUAACUAAAAUUGGAGCUAGUUUCACUGCCAAAAAUCUUAAGUGUUAGUCUUGAUGUUCAAAAAUAAAUUGAAUAAAUCGCAAUCGAUGAUGUCGUAA
Messenger RNA from Aedes aegypti (yellow fever mosquito), 1456 nucleotides. Its product is annotated as trypsin 3A1-like. Gene Ontology annotation, molecular function: serine-type endopeptidase activity. NCBI's taxonomy places the organism in Eukaryota, Metazoa, Arthropoda, Insecta, Diptera, Culicidae. The transcript is spliced from 5 exons. Gene Ontology annotation, biological process: proteolysis. The record is from RefSeq and is a predicted model, not a curated record. The coding region runs from base 333 to 1196 and encodes 287 amino acids.